Molecule: messenger RNA, 1044 nt
Organism: Fraxinus pennsylvanica
Lineage: Eukaryota; Viridiplantae; Streptophyta; Magnoliopsida; Lamiales; Oleaceae
Source: the annotation of a GenBank genome assembly
AUGGAAAAUGGAGAAGCCAACUUAGAAAGUAAAUUCUCGGGAUUGACGAUGAGCGAUUCAAAUGAUGGAUUAUUUCAGGUCAUGAAAGCAGUGGUAGCUGCUGAGGUCACCAUUAAGCAGCAGGUGGAAGAGAACAAUCGAUUGAAAUCUGAACUUCAGAAAAAGAUUGAGGAACUUAAGAACUAUAAAUCAGGUGAUUUAAAAUCUCAAAUUCCUCAUUCUGAUGAUCGUAGAGUUGAUCAUCUAGUUUUGGGUUUGGAAAGUCAGAUAGGUGGGAUUGGAAAGAUGCACAUCAAUUCUGGACAAGAUUUAUCAAGUACAGUUGUUUCUCAGCAAGAUUUGAUGCAAAGUGAAAUGGAUCGUGGGAUGCACACUUAUAUUGAAAACCACUCAGAUAAUAGCAAGGUCAAUGGAUCAGUGAAAGUGAUUCCUAGUGGUCAAGUGACAUCCGAUAAUUCUGGCCUUUCCCAGUUCGUCUCUCCAUCUACGCAAUCAGUUGCUCCUAGCAGAUACCAACUAGAAAGGGAUUUUGAUUCACAGCUCAAUGUAUCUGGAAGGGGUUUGAUUUCAAUGGCUGAUGUUAAUAAUUCUAAUAGCCCAAAGCAGGAUCUUGUUGUAAAGAUUCGGGAACAUGCAGACGAGAUUAUGCAGUUGAAAAAAUAUCUUGCAGAAUAUUCAGUCAAGGAAUCACAAAUUCGCAAUGAGAAAUAUAUCCUGGAGAAGCGCAUUGCAUAUAUGCGUACGGCCUUUGAUCAGCAACAACAGGAUCUGGUUGAUGCUGCAUCUAAAGCAAUUGCCUACAGACAAGAUAUAAUGGAGGAGAAUGUACGUCUUACAUAUGCAUUGCAGGCUGCACAACAAGACAGAUCAAUGUUUGUAUCUUCUUUAAUGCCUCUUCUUUCUGAGUACUCUCUUCAGCCACCUGUUGCUGAUGCCCAAUCCAUUGUCAGUAAUAUCAAGGUUUUGUUUAGACAUUUGCAGGAGCAGCUUCUUCUCACCGAGGGAAGGCUCAAGGAGUCUCAGUACCAGAUAGCACCUUGGUGA